Messenger RNA from Danio aesculapii, 3759 nucleotides. RefSeq names its product T-box transcription factor 3a (gene tbx3a). Gene Ontology annotation, molecular function: DNA-binding transcription factor activity, RNA polymerase II-specific; RNA polymerase II cis-regulatory region sequence-specific DNA binding. NCBI's taxonomy places the organism in Eukaryota, Metazoa, Chordata, Actinopteri, Cypriniformes, Danionidae. Gene Ontology annotation, biological process: cell fate specification; heart looping; positive regulation of DNA-templated transcription. Gene Ontology annotation, cellular component: nucleus. The coding region runs from base 507 to 2576 and encodes 689 amino acids. The transcript is spliced from 7 exons. The record is from RefSeq and is a predicted model, not a curated record.
ACACGCAACACAUCCACACCGCCGAAGCCCAUGGAGUGCAGAAGCGCUGGGAUUAUCUGUGUGCUGGACGCGCUUCUGCUCUGCUGAAAUGUGUGUGUGCGUGAAAGCACGGGAGAGAAAGUGUGUGUGCGAGCGUGUGAAGGUGUAUACCUCCAACAAGUAAAGACAGAGGAAUUAUUCUGAGGCAUCGAAAUAUUUCAACACGUCUCUUUGGCAGGACUUGGUCUGGACGAUCUGAUUAUUAAAGGAAUGUCUACUUUACAGACAGCUGAAGGACGCGUAAAUACGCCGCGAGUUGACACACAGCCUCCUUCAUUUUAGUAGUUUUAUUAUUAAAUAUAUUUAAUUUAUUUCAUUGCUCGGUGACGAAAGACAACGAUUAAUGGAUAGCUGUUUCUCACGACACUUUGCUGGAAUUCACAGUUAGGAGAACCGCAGAUUUUAGCGACUCUACAUCCAGACGAUCGAUUUAAGGAACACUGCACAUCUGCAAUCUGGACUUCCCGAUGAGAGAUCCAGUUAUCCAGGGAUCCAGUAUGGCAUAUCACCCGUUUUUACCUCACCGGGGUCCGGAGUUUGCCAUGAGUGCAAUGCUGGGUCACCAGCCGCCUUUCUUCCCGGCCCUGGCACUGCCACCCAACGGCUCGCUGUCGCUGCCCGGGGCGCUGGGCAAACCCAUCAUGGAGCAGCUGAUGGGCGCCGCGGAGACCGGCCUGCACUUCUCCUCGCUGGGACACCAAGCCGCGCAUCUCCGGCCUCUGAAGACACUGGAGCCCGAGGAGGAGGUCGAAGACGAUCCGAAAGUUCACCUCGAAGCCAAGGAACUCUGGGAGCUUUUUCACAAGCGCGGCACCGAGAUGGUCAUCACCAAAUCGGGAAGGCGAAUGUUCCCUCCGUUUAAAGUCAGAUGCACGGGCUUGGACAAAAAGGCCAAAUAUAUUCUGUUGAUGGACAUAGUUGCCGCUGAUGACUGCAGGUAUAAAUUUCACAACUCUCGCUGGAUGGUGGCAGGAAAGGCUGACCCCGAAAUGCCAAAACGGAUGUACAUUCACCCCGACAGUCCGGCCACUGGCGAGCAAUGGAUGUCUAAAGUCGUCAAUUUUCACAAACUUAAACUGACAAAUAACAUCUCCGACAAGCAUGGAUUCACGAUACUAAACUCCAUGCACAAAUACCAGCCAAGAUUUCACAUCGUGAGAGCCAACGACAUACUGAAACUCCCCUACAGCACGUUCAGAACCUACGUGUUCCCAGAGACAGACUUCAUUGCUGUCACUGCCUACCAGAACGACAAGAUCACACAACUGAAAAUUGAUCACAAUCCUUUUGCAAAAGGAUUCCGUGACACUGGAAAUGGGAGACGCGAAAAAAGGAAGCAGCUGGCUCUGCAAUCGAUGCGUUCAUAUGAGGAGCAGCAGAAAAAAGAAAACGGGACGUCAGACGAUUCCUCAGGCGAGCAGGCGUCCUUCAAGUGUUUUCGCCAGGCUUCAUCUCCUGCUGUCUCCACUGUUGGACACAAUCAUUUAAAAGAUUUCUGUGACAGCGAUGAAGACAGCGAUGAGGAAGACAAAGAUGCGAACGCGAAAGAAGGGCCAGACUCCAGCAAAAUCUCCACCACCACCGAGGACUCCAAGGACCAGGACGCGGGUUUGGGUAAGAGUGUGUUCGGCGAGAGCGACUCUUCUUCGGGCCGCAGGAGCGAGAAGACCCGCGCGGACUCUCGGAGCCCGAUCACCCUCAUCUCCAGCACCACCCGCUCCGGAGAAGAGCUCAAGAGUCCGGCCAGAGAACCGGCCAAAUCUACAGACGACUGCCGGACAGUGAGCAAGGAAAAUUACAUGCCAUUGACUGUCCAAACAGAUGGCGCAGCGCACUUAAAUCAAAACCACUUGCACAAUUUCGGAUUUCCGCCGGGUUUGGCCGGGCAGCAGUUUUUCAAUCACUUGGGUGGUGCCCAUCCUUUCCUCCUCCACCCCAGCCAGUUCAACAUGGGAGGCGCUUUCUCCAAUAUGGCCGCAGGGAUGGGCCCCAUACUGGCCGCGGUGUCCUCCGGAGGGGUCGGCUCAUUAGACGGGUCCAGCCUGCCCUCGCCCUCCCAGAGCCUCGCCGGAGCCCCGAUGCCGUUUCAUCUUCAGCAGCACGUGCUGGCGUCUCAGGGUCUAGCCAUGUCUCCGUUCGGGGGUCUGUUCCCGUACCCCUACACGUAUAUGGCCGCCGCUGCAGCUGCUUCAUCCGCCGCCUCCUCCUCGGUGCACCGGCACCCGUUUCUGAGCGCCGUGCGGCCCCGGCUGCGGUACAGCCCGUACUCCUUACCGAGUGUCCCCGACAGCACUUUGCUCACGACGGCGAUGCAGCCCAUGGCGAGCAGCGGGCUCGAGGUGAAGGGCGACGGCAUAAACACCAGCCCCGCUUCCGCUGCUCUAGACUCAGAGGUCACCAGCCGCUCUUCCGGUUCUGUUUCCCUGUCACCGAAAACCUGCACCGAAAAAGAUUCGAGCUCCGAGCUGCAGAGCAUCCAGCGCCUGGUGAGCGGACUGGAACCGAAGCCGGACCGAGCCCGCAGUGUGUCCCCGUAGACUGGCGAGCAAUAACACACGACAUUAUACAACCGUUUACAGCACGGAGGAAAAACAGGCUGAGAAUGCACUUUGAUAAAGAAUAAAAUAAAAUAAAAUAAACACGACACGAUGAUCAUCUGUUAACGGCACAGCUCACACAGAAGGACACAUCUCUCAUCAUUUACUCCAGUUCACAUGUUUUAAACCUGUAUGAGUUUCUUCUUCCUAAUGUAGAUAGUUUGAAGAAAGUUGAAAACCGGUAACCACUGACUUUCUUCUCCUUCAGCAGAAGUUUUCAGCUUUCUCCAAAAUAUCUUCGUUUGUGUCUCAUUAUAGUGAGGAAAGAAACUCAAAGGUUUGGAUCUAUUUAAGGGUGAGCAAUAGUGAGUACACGCUCAUAUGUGUGUGAAAUAACCCUUUAAAUUAACACAGAAACUUUGAUUUCCCCCAGCUAUAUCUGAAUACCACUGAAGUAUUGAACAGUUUGGCGAGAGACUGAAUGAAGCUGCUCUUCUGUAUGUUUAAUUUAAUUUAAUAAGCACUCUGAAUAGGUUCUGACUUCAGCUGACACCACUUUAUCAGAUGUGUGAACGCGUUCCCACAGUCAUCAGACAUGAGCAGAGCUCCUGAAUGCAUCAUUUUAAUAAUACUUUGUAAUGUGACCGAGUAAAUUCUCAAGUACUUCUUUCAGUCUAUAUAUAUAUAUUGCUUUUUAUUUAAUUCUUAAAUUAAGGAAGGCAGUCUAGUCAAACAAAUAUUUAGUUUUAAUCUCUGUCCAAAGACCACUGAUUCAUUAUUUGAUUAUCUGUGCGGUACUAAAAUUGUAAAGUCCAGCUUGGAGAUAAACUGGGGAAAGGGAUCAUAUGGAUCGAGGAUGGAUCAUAUGGUUAUAAUAAAAUGUAAAUAACGAUAUAUAUAUAUAACAUAUUUAUGUAAUUAUUUCAUAAGAAUAUUGCCUGUAAAUAUAACUGAGGUUCAUUGUUUAUUUGUUUGUUUGUUUGAAGGAACUUAAUUUAUUGUUGACAUUAAUGUAAAAUAGUUUGUGAGCAUUUUCCUUGUUGAUUGCGUCCUCCAGACUCUAGAUUCACCCGUAACACCACAGCGCCGGUUUCUCUGGCGGAAAAAAUAAUGUGCCAUCGUUUUGAUUAACUGUUGUGUGUUUAAGUGCUUUGGUUCAAACAAAUUAAAGACGUUAACACCA